Messenger RNA from Moneuplotes crassus, 487 nucleotides. Lineage: Eukaryota; Ciliophora; Spirotrichea; Euplotida; Euplotidae. The record is from the annotation of a GenBank genome assembly.
UCAAAAUUUAGAAUUUAGUCUAGAAAUUUUUAAAAGAAAUGUCGUAUAUGCUCCCUCACCUGUACAACGGGUGGGAAGUAGACCAAGCUAUACUUUCCGAAGAGGAUAGAGUCGUCGUUAUCAGAUUUGGAUCUGACGCAGACCCAACCUGAAUGCAAAUGGAUGAAAUCCUGUACAAAAUCUCUGAGGACGUCAGAGAAUUUGCAGUCGUCUACCUAGUUGACAACACUGAAGUGCCUGAUUUUAACACUAUGUAUGAGUUAUAUGAUCCCUGCACUGUUAUGUUCUUUUAUAGAAAUAAGCACAUUCUUGUUGAUUUUGGAACGGGAAAUCACAACAAAAUUAACUGGGCUUUCAAAGACACCCAGGAAAUGAUUGAUAUCCUCGAAGUUGUAUAUCGAGGAGCUAGUAAGGGCAAAGGGCUUGUAGUAUCGCCCAAAGACUAUUCCACUGAAUAUAAGUAUUAAGAGUGGCAUGUAUGAUGCUU